Molecule: messenger RNA, 3356 nt
Organism: Capsella rubella
Lineage: Eukaryota; Viridiplantae; Streptophyta; Magnoliopsida; Brassicales; Brassicaceae
Exons: 13
Coding region: 232-3138 (968 amino acids)
Biological process (GO): protein ubiquitination
Cellular component (GO): CCR4-NOT complex
Molecular function (GO): RNA binding; ubiquitin-protein transferase activity
Source: RefSeq, a predicted model, not a curated record
CACAGAGUUUAAACCAGUUUUUUUUUUUUUUUCCAUCUCUUCCUCAAAAUCUUCGAUUCUCUCACAAUCUCUUCUUCUUCUUCUUCUUCUCCUUCCCAAAACACCACCUUUUGUGUUACUCUUCCCUUCUCUCAAUCUCUCUCUCUCUCUCCGCCGAAUUCCCCAAAACGCGUUUCCUCAAACCCUAACGUACGGAUUAGGGUUUUUGUUUCGUUGAUUCCGAAGGUAACGAUGAAUGAGAAAGGAGAAAAGACUUGUCCUCUCUGUGCUGAGGAGAUGGACUUGACUGAUCAACAUCUUAAACCUUGCAAAUGUGGCUAUCAGAUAUGUGUUUGGUGUUGGCAUCAAAUUAUAGAGAUGGCUGAGAAAGAUAAGACAGAGGGUCGCUGUCCUGCAUGUCGUACCCCUUAUGAUAAAGAAAAGAUUGUUGGGAUGACAGUCAGCUGUGAAAGGUUGGUUGCUGAAAUUAACAAUGACCGGAAAAAGUCACAGAAGGUGAAGGCUAAACCUUCAGAGGGAAGGAAAGAUCUGACUGGUGUGAGAGUUAUCCAGAGAAAUUUGGUUUACGUUAUGAGCUUGCCUUUUGAUCUGGCAGAUGAAGAUCUUUUUCAGCGAAGAGAGUACUUUGGUCAAUAUGGAAAAGUCGUUAAAGUAGCAAUGUCUCGGACUGCAGCUGGGACUGUCCAACAAUUUCCAAACAAUACUUGCAGUGUAUAUAUUACUUACUCCAAAGAGGAUGAAGCAAUUCGAUGUAUCCGAUCAGUACAUGGAUUUAUUUUGGAUGGUAGAAAUUUGAAGGCAUGUUUUGGGACCAUGAAGUAUUGUCAUGCAUGGUUGAGAAACAUGCCUUGCACCAAUUCUGAUUGCCUUUAUUUGCAUGAGUUUGGUUCCCCAGAGGAUAGUUUCACAAAAGAUGAGACCAUAUCAGUGCACAUGAGGAGAAUGGUUCAAGAAAUUACUGGUUGGAGGGAUAAUUAUAUACGGCGCUCUGGGAGCAUGUUACCUCCACCAGUUGAUGAUUUUGUUGAUAAUGAAUCUAGCACAAGAAAAAUUCCAAAAGUUGUUUUGAAUAAUGCACAUACUGUCGCUAAAAGUUCUCCUCCAAAUGACAGCAACAGUCAGUCUGUUACCCUUCCUGCCGGAGCAUUGUGGGGAAUGCAUUCUUCUAGUCAAUCAUCGGUACCGAGUUCACCAUGUCCUAGGGAACCCUUAAGAGAGAAAUCUGCAACAGUGUCAUCUGCAGUUGGAACAAAUCCCACACAGAUGUCUUCAUCUCACAGUCAUGAAUUAAAGAAGGCAGCAUUAAAGGAUAACCGUAGUGCAGAUGGAAAUGCUUUGAAACCUCAAAACCUAUUGGAUGGUCAAACUGAUUUUCCUGAGCUUUCCUUGUCUAAUAGGACCCAGGUCACUAAUAGUAGGGAAGUAAUCUCUGCCAGUGUGGAUAAUAGUAGAGCUAUUAGUGAGCCAUCAGAUUGCACGGAUUUGCCAGAACAUACUUCUCAGCCUUGUAAAUCCAAGCUGUCUAAUGGAAACAAAAUGAUUAACAGAAAAAUAGAGAGUGUAUGCAGCGAUGCUGUGUCAGUGGAUGCAGAUAGUGUUGUGGAUGGCUAUCAUGGAAGAACAAGAUCUGACAGUUCACAUUUUAAUCAUGCUUCCGUAAAGUCAUCACAUACAGAAAUGUCCCAAGACCAUAUACAGCGUAGUGUCAAUGAGCCUAGAGAAGUUCAGGCACUGCGGAAGUCUGGUAGAGCUGAUGCAAAUGAGGUUGUUGUCUUAAGAGCCGAAGCUAAUGCAUAUACUGCUUUGACGUCUCCGUUGGUAACAGAUCGUUAUCCAGAAGCUGAGGAUGAUAUAUCAUUGUUCAAUAGACAAAGACUCAAGGAUCCAGAAGUUCUUAGCUGCCAGCCCAAUGGUUUACUACGUACGUUAAAUUCUAUGCAGCCUUGUUCAUCCCAGUAUAAGGCUGAGCAUGAUGAAACCAGGACUGUGGGUGGAUCUUCUGAAAGCAGAGGAAGUAAUGUAGCACCCAUCUCACAUGGAUAUACCGAGAUGCCACUUAGUGAGCCCAGUCAUUUAAACGGCAGUCUUGACCAUUCUAUUAUGUUUCCUGACAAAGCAAGGGACACACAGCCAAUUGGAAAGUGUUUUGCUGACUCAGAAGAAAAUUCUAGGAGUGAAAUGGAUGAAAGGAUAAUUGCAAAUAUAAUGUCUUUAGAUCUUGAUGAAUACUUAACUUCACCUCAGAACUUUGCAAAUCUAUAUGGGGAAAGUGAUGAAGAGGCCAGAUCUCGUAAGCUAGCAAAUUCCAGUAAAAUGGAGGAUAGUCAAUCCCGGUUUUCUUUUGCGAGGCAAGAUGAAUCAAAGGAUCAAGCUUUUGCUUCUUAUAACACCUUCAACCAGAUAGCACCUGGCAGUGACUUAUACCAGAACUCUUCAGAACGACAGAGUGGUAAUAUGGGUAUGUUUGGGACGUAUAAUGGUCUUUCAUCCGGUUAUUCAUCCGGCUAUCUCAAGGGAGUAGAUUAUGUCACACAAAGGUCUACUCUGCCCUCAUCCUAUAACCCUACUUCUGCUCCAAGAUGUCCGGUUUCAGCACCACCUGGAUUUUCAGUUCCAAGUCGACCUCCUCCUCCAGGCUUCUCCUCAAAUGGGAGAGAACAUCAGAUUUUUGAUGGUGUUUCAGGAAAUCAUCGGUUUUCUGAUACAACAUCAUUCGGUAAUCCAUAUCAGCAGUCACUCCCAGUUGAAAAUGUCAGGGAUGUUCAAUUUAUGGAUCCUGCUAUUUUGGCCGUGGGUCAAGGCUUUGAGAAUGCAAGCCUAGAUUUCAGAUCAAACUUUCAAGGAAACACAAACAUGUUUGGAAACGCGGCAAAGCUCCAACAACACCAACAAGCGGUAAUGCAGACUCCAUUAUCUACACAUCAAAACUGUAGAUUCACUGAUUCUCUGGGAAUUGCAUCAAGGCUUAUAGAUCAAUCUCAAGGCAAUAACAUACUGUCUAGAAACCUCGCGUUGCCUAAUGGUCACUGGGAUGGGUUGAUGAGUAACGAGAUCCAAACUCGAAACAGACUCCAAAACGAGAAACUUGUUGGGACAACAAACUGGAUCCCGGGUUACAACGGGACAUUCAGGAUUUAAACACCAUUUGUCAGAAUAAGUGAGCUCUCUUGGUGUCUGCCUUUGGACUGUGACUGAGAACCAUCAUCAGUCUGGUCUAAGAUCUCCUCCCUUGAAUCCUCUUCUGGUUUACUUAGUAAAGAUGGUUGUAAAAAAUGCUUUAGGAAGGUUUUUAAUUAUUGGUUUAUGAAUUUUUAACUUAUGGUUUUAAAAAAUGUCAAAUAUGAAUUUUUGACUUA